Pelobates fuscus (common spadefoot toad) is the source of this 2378-nucleotide messenger RNA. RefSeq names its product Bardet-Biedl syndrome 5 (gene BBS5). NCBI's taxonomy places the organism in Eukaryota, Metazoa, Chordata, Amphibia, Anura, Pelobatidae. The transcript has 12 exons. The coding region runs from base 96 to 1124 and encodes 342 amino acids. Gene Ontology annotation, biological process: intracellular transport; cilium assembly. Gene Ontology annotation, molecular function: phosphatidylinositol-3-phosphate binding. Gene Ontology annotation, cellular component: BBSome; ciliary basal body. The record is from RefSeq and is a predicted model, not a curated record.
UGGAUUUGGUUGCCAAGUCAACCACUGGCUUCUUCUUAGCUGGUCUCUAAAUCCGGUGCUGAGAAGUCCAGAGAUCCCAGGGACACCUCGGCACCAUGAUUUCCGUACUGGACGCCAUAUGGGAGGACCGGGAUAUCCGCUUCGAUAUCACACCCCAGCAAAUGAAAAUGAGACCAGGAGAAGUGCUGAUAGACUGCUUAGAUUCUAUCGAAGACACUAAAGGGAACAAUGGAGACAGAGGUCGACUUUUAGUGACAAAUUUACGCAUAAUUUGGCAUUCUCUAGCUCUACCUCGUGUGAAUCUGGCUGUUGGCUACAACUGUAUUAUAAACAUUACUUCAAGGACUGCUAAUUCAAAAUUACGAGGUCAAACCGAAGCACUUUAUAUUUUAACAAAAUGCAAUAAUACACGUUUUGAGUUCAUUUUCACGAAUGCUGUCCCUGGAAGUCCUAGGCUGUUCACGUCUGUCAUUGCUGUACAUAGAGCCUAUGAGACCUCCAAAAUGUAUAGAGAUCUGAAGCUAAGAGGGGCGCUGAUCCAAAACAAACAGCUGAGACUUCUUCCCCGGGAGCAGGUCUAUGACAAAAUCAAUGGCGUAUGGAAUUUAUCCAGUGACCAGGGCAAUUUAGGCACUUUCUUUAUAACAAACGUGAGAAUCGUGUGGCACGCCAACAUGAAUGACAGUUUUAAUGUCAGCAUCCCUUAUUUACAAAUUCGUUCCAUAAAGAUCAGAGAUUCAAAGUUUGGCUUGGCACUUGUGAUUGAAAGCUCCCAACAGAGUGGUGGAUAUGUUCUUGGCUUUAAAAUUGAUCCUGUGGAGAAACUCCAAGAUUCGGUGAAGGAAAUUAAUUCAUUGCACAAAGUCUACUCAGCAAGUCCUAUCUUUGGAGUGGAAUAUGAGAUGGAGGAAAAGCCUCAAGCUCUGGAAGAACUCACAGUGGAACAUGUUCAGGAUGAUGUUGAAAUAGAACCUGAUGAACAUACUGAUGCGUUUGCGGCAUAUUUUGCUGAUGGGAACAAGCAGAAAGAUCGGGAGCCUGUGUUUUGUGAAGAGCUCGGCCUUGCUGUAGAAAAACUAAAAGAUGGCUUCACUUUGCAAGGAUUAUGGGACGUGAUGGUGUGAGAAUGAUCCAAAUCAGUUUGAAGUCUUUUCAACUAAAACAAUUUAACCCACCGCCGACCCGUUUGUUAAUACAGCACUACUUUUGCAGGAUUUAACUGUCCCUGUAGCACUGGAAGUGUUCAACACAGUAGCGCAGUCAUAUCAGCAAAUUGUGUUUUGAUUUUACACUAUUUGUCCGGACGGUCACAAGCCUCUAUUUAAUGUGUUAACAAAUAUGUGAAUAUUUAAAGGGACACUAUAGUCACCAGAACAACUACAGUUUAUUACACUUGUUCUGGUGAGUAGAAUCAUUUGCUUCAGGCUUUUUUCUGUAAACACUGUCUUUUCAGAGAAAAUGCAGGGUUUAAAUUACAGCCUAGUGAUAACUCCACUGGCCACUCCUUAGAUGGUUGCUAGAGGUGCUUCCUGGGCAGUGCUGCAGAGUAAGCAGCACUGCCAUUCAGUGUCUCCACCCUCUGCAUGCAGACACUGAACUUUCCUCAUUCAUUGAUUCAAUUCAUCUCUAUGAGGAGAUGCUGAUUGGCCAGGGCUGUGUUUGAAUUGUGCUGGCUCUGCCCCUGAUCUGCCUACUUGUCAGUCUCAGCCAAUCCUAUGGGGAAGCACUGUGAUUGGCUCAGACAACCACUUCUGAUUAUGUCAGCAGACAGAGGCAGUACAUAGGCAAACAGUGCAGAUCCAGGAGCUGCAGACUUGAAUACAAGUAAGAUUUUACUUUAUUUAGGAAGGCAAGAGUGGUGAGGGGGGCUAGAUGGUGAGUUUAGCACUAUAGGGUCGGGAAUACAUGUUUGUGUUCCUGACCCUAUAGCUCUCCUUUUAAACUAGCUUUGAAAAGCUUGGUUUACUUUAAAAAUGUUCAGCUCAGGCAAUGCUGACACAGUGGCACUUCAUAAACAGUGCAAUUCUGCUAUGCACACUACCAGCAAAUGUAUGGAUGAAAUGUUGUUGCUCAUUAUAGUAAAGUAAGAUGGCUCUGGAUAAUUUCUCUUUGCUCUUCGUAUAACGACACUUCUAGCAGUGCUGGGCAGUGAGAUGCCUGCAUAGCAACAUUAUUAUUGUAGCCAUCACAGCUCACUCUCAGAAUUUUAUGUACAGCUGUAUGCAUUUCCUUUUGAGAUAUACUAUUUUAAAUUAUUUUGUAAAAUAGUUUGUAUUUAGAUAACUGGAUUUUGUAUGUAUUCUAUAUAUAUUAAAGUCACAUAAGACUGGUAUGCUAUAAUGUCUACUAAAUGAUUUUAUAUGCUUACAUUAAUUUAG